Solanum pennellii is the source of this 3540-nucleotide messenger RNA. RefSeq names its product retinoblastoma-related protein 1. Gene Ontology annotation, molecular function: RNA polymerase II transcription regulatory region sequence-specific DNA binding. Gene Ontology annotation, biological process: negative regulation of G1/S transition of mitotic cell cycle; regulation of transcription by RNA polymerase II; cell differentiation. Gene Ontology annotation, cellular component: transcription regulator complex; chromatin; nucleus. Bases 173 to 3229 code for a protein of 1018 amino acids. Lineage: Eukaryota; Viridiplantae; Streptophyta; Magnoliopsida; Solanales; Solanaceae. The transcript has 18 exons. The record is from RefSeq and is a predicted model, not a curated record.
GAGCAAACAAACAAAUAAAAAAAAAAGCAAAAUUGGUCAUAGAGAUAGAGAGAGAAAGGCGAGGGAAAAUUAGGGGUUUUUUAGUUUUUGAAGAAUUUGGAUCUAAUUGUACAGAUCUGAGAAAUUUGUAGAAUUUUGGGUUCUGGGUUUGGGUUUCUUUAGUUAGUUGUGGAUGAAUAUGGAGGAGCUGAAGAAUCAUUCGAAUUCUGAAGAGAAUGGUUCGGUGGACUCUCUUGAAGUUCGAUUUACUGAUUUCUGCAAGAAUGGAUUGUCGAUGGGUGAGAGUUUUAUGGUAGAAGCUAGAAAGCUGUUUAUGGACAGUAAACAUCUUUUACUGUCAAAUAAUGCUGCUAUUGGAGCUAUAACGCCGGAGGAAGUUGAACGGUAUUGGUUUGUGUUUGUUCUGUUCUCGGUGAAGAGAUUAAGUGAGAAUGAAGCUAGGAAUUCGAGUAAUGGGAAUGAAGGAAAUGGAUUUGAUCUAUGCCAAAUUCUGCGAGGGGCAAAACUCAAUGUUCUAGACUUCUUCAAAGAAUUACCACAGUUUAUUGUUAAAGUUGGUCCAGUAUUAAGCAACCUAUAUGGUUCAGAUUGGGAGAAGAGACUUCAGGCAAAGGAAUUGCAGACCAACUUUGUGCAUUUGAGCCUUUUAAGCAAGUACUACAAGCGCGCAUAUCAGGAGCUGUUUUUGUCAAGUGAUAACAAUGAAGUAAAUCAAUCUGCUACUUCUAAUUCGAUUGUCCUCUUGCCACAAUAUUAUCGUUUUGGCUGGUUGCUUUUUCUUUCACUUCGCGAACAUGCAUUCAGCCGCUUCAAGGACCUUGUGACAUGCACAAAUGGUUUAGUUUCUGUGCUGGCAAUCUUAAUAAUACAUGUGCCUGUCUGCUUCAGAAAUUUCAACAUCAAUGACUCCCCACGAUUUGUUAAGAAAGGAGACAAAGUGGACUUGCUUGUUUCAUUAAGCAGCAUUUACCAGACCUCGAUAGAUGACUUAAGGGAGACCAUGGACAAAGUUAAUAAUCUAAUAACAGUAAAGUUGAAGAAGGAACUUUGUUUGGCUUCAGAAUGCAGGGCAAAGAACCUGGACAAUAUCGACGCAGAUGGUUUGACGUAUUUCGAAAAUUUACUGGAGGAAUCAUCUUUAUCGUCAAGUAUAUGUAUACUGGAGAAGGAUUACAAUGAUGCGAUUCAGAACAAAGGUGAAUUGGAUGAGAGGAUUUUUGUCAAUGAUGAGGAUAGCUUGCUGGGGUCAGGGAGCUUGUCUGGAGGUGCAGUCAAUAUGAAUGGAAUCAAGAAGAAAUUUGACGCAAUGGCUUCCCCAACAAAGACAAUUACAAGCCCACUAUCUCCUUACCGUUCUCCUGGUGCUUCCAAUGUUAAUAGCAAUCCAAAUUGUGGUAACUCAAAGAUGGCAGCUACCCCUGUAACUACAGCGAUGACAACUGCCAGGUGGCUGCGUACCGUCAUAGCUCCACUACAGGCAAAACCUUCACCGGAGCUGGAGAGAUUUUUGUCCGCCUGUGAUAGGAAUGUAUCAGCUGAUGUGAUCCGGAGGGCUCACAUUAUUCUGGAGGCUAUAUUUCCAAGUAGUGGUCCUGGGGAGCAUUGUGCGGCUGGGAGCCUGCAAAGCACGAGCUUAAUGGACAACAUAUGGGCAGAGCAACGUAGAUCUGAGUCUCUGAAGUUGUAUUAUAGGGUUCUGCAGACUAUGUGUGUCGCAGAAUCCCAGAUUUUGCAUGCGACCAAUUUAACUUCGUUGCUAACCAAUGAGAGGUUUCAUAGAUGUAUGCUUGCCUGCUCAGCUGAACUAGUUCUUGCCACUCACAAGACAGUUACUAUGUUGUUUCCAGCUGUUUUGGAGAGAACAGGAAUUACAUCUUUUGAUCUCAGUAAGGUGAUAGAGAGCUUCAUCAGGCAUGAAGAAAGUCUUCCUCGAGAACUGAGACGCCAUUUGAAUUCACUUGAAGAACGACUCUUGGAGAGCAUGGUUUGGGAAAAGGGCUCUUCAAUGUACAACUCUUUGACUGUUGCAAAACCAUCACUUUCUGCAGAAAUUAAUCGCCUGGGCCUGUUGGCUGAACCGAUGCCAUCCUUGGAUGCUAUUGCAAUGCACAUUAACCCAUCUUUGGGGAAUUUACCACCAGUGCCGCCUUUACAGAAGAGUGACUUGGCCCCUAAUGGUCAUAUCUGUGAUAUCCGGUCACCGAAGAGAUUGUGUACUGAAUAUCGUAGUGUGCUGGUUGAGCGAAAUUCCUUCACAUCACCUGUGAAGGAUCGUUUUCUGGCUCUCACCAAUAUAAAGUCAAAGUUUCCUCCACCUUUGCAGUCUGCGUUCGCAAGUCCAACAAGACCAAACCCUGGUGGUGGAGGGGAAACAUGUGCUGAGACAUCCAUCAAUGUAUUCUUUGGCAAGAUUGUGAAGUUGGCUGCUGUCAGAAUCAAUGGCAUGAUUGAGCGGCUACAGCUUUCUCAACAAAUAAGAGAGACUGUAUAUUGCCUUUUUCAGAAGAUUCUCAGUCAGAGGACAAGUCUUUUCUUCAGCAGACAUAUUGACCAGAUCAUCCUUUGCUCUUUCUAUGGAGUUGCCAAGAUUUCACAACUUAACUUGACAUUCAAAGAAAUCAUAUACAACUACCGAAAGCAACCUCAGUGCAAACCACAAGUUUUUCGAAGUGUUUUUGUUGACUGGACAUCAGCGCGUCACAAUGGGAAAACAGGUUCAGAACAUGUGGAUAUCAUCACGUUCUACAAUGAAAUGUUUAUUCCUUCUGUUAAGCCAUUAUUAGUUGAGCUUGCACCUGCUGGAAAUGAGCAAAAGAAUAACCAUGUUGAAAAAACCAAGAACGACGGUCAAGGUCCAGCAUCCCCCAGACCAUCUUCAUUUCCCAGUCUCCCCGACAUGUCUCCAAAGAAAGUAUCUGCUGUUCAUAAUGUUUAUGUCUCCCCGCUGCGAUCAUCGAAGAUGGAUGCGUUGAUUUCCCAUAGCUCUAAAAGCUAUUAUGCUUGUGUGGGAGAAAGCACUCAUGCUUAUCAGAGCCCCUCAAAAGAUUUGACAGUAAUCAACAACCGCUUGAAUGGCAAUCGGAAGCUCAGAGGCGCUCUUAAUUUUGAUGACGUUGAUGCUGUGGGCUUGGUUAGUGAUUCCAUAGUUGCCAACACCCUUUACCUUCAAAACGGGAACUGCAUAUCAUCACCUCGUGCAGCUGUGAAGACUGAGCAGCCCGAGCCCUAAUACCUGGACAAACUUGCAUUGUAAAUAGGCUUUCGGAUCAUGACAUUUCUUUUUCCUAGUUUUUAAGGGUAUCCUAAACGUAGAGAGAUGUAUAGGGGUGUUGAAUGAGCGGUAUGUUUAUGUAAAAUGCCCGCCACCAACCCGAUGCUUCUUUUUUAACUGUUGAUUUCUGAUUCUGGGAAUAUAUAUAGAGAUAGAUAGUCUUGUUCCUUAAUAAGAGUAAUAGUUGUACAUUACACCACUGGUGUUUUUCUCAACAACGAUGAUCGUUCUUUUCGAUGUUUUUUUGAGGAAAAGAAAAUAGCCAAGAA